AUGUUUCCGAAAGCUGCUUUCCUUUUGACCCUUGCUGCCUCGAUACAUGCUCUUCCUCGAAACGCUACAAACACUACCAGCCCCGAUGGCUCUAUACCCCACAUCAAGAGUGAUCCUGUCAUGACCAAGCAGCUGGAGAUGGCCCAGCGGGAAGUUGACUGGUUGCAAAAGUCGUUCAAACUCGAUACCCAGAAACCACCAUUUGGUUUAACUGAAAUAAUCUACGAAUCUAGCUGUUUCAUGCAAUGGACUGCCUGCCCAAGUAUUGGGAUGUUUUACAAAGAUAUUAUGAAGAUGAUACAAAACAUUACAGUCGAAUAUAAGGGUGUCGUUGAAGCAAGGGGAUUCAACCCUACGAACUCGGAUACUGUGGUGACAUCAAUGAAAUCGAAUGCAUUGACAAUUGCCCGUACAGCGGGUUGGAGUAUCGGCGCCUCGGUCUCGGGAGGGAUUAACCAGCACCAUGGUUCAGGGAGCGCGACAUUCUCGUUUCAAUAUUCGGAAAGCACAACGGAAGAAAAAACACACUCCAAAUUCGUCACAGUUUCCACGCCCUGCAAACCAAGGAGUAUGUGCCUAAUUGAAACCAGGACAUUCUACGCAAAGAUCAAGGGCAAGUGCAAGCGUGAACCCAUGGUGGAUUGUAGGGGUCACAGAAACCAGUGCAAUCGUAAGGAAGACAUUAGAGGGUACUUUAAGUGGUCCUACUGCGCUCAGACAAGCAGCCGAAUUCAAGAGUAUUGCAGAGAUACGGUUCUAGUUGACUGUGAAGUUAGCGUCCCGAUUUUCGAAGACGAUGGCGAAACACCACGCUCAACGAUUGUCCCGAUGACAUAUGAAUUUGAGGAAUAA
This is a messenger RNA of Ophidiomyces ophidiicola, 852 nucleotides long. RefSeq lists its product as uncharacterized. The transcript has a single exon. The record is from RefSeq and is a predicted model, not a curated record. Lineage: Eukaryota; Fungi; Ascomycota; Eurotiomycetes; Onygenales; Onygenaceae. The coding region runs from base 1 to 852 and encodes 283 amino acids.